AUGAAUGAGCUGAAGAUGGCUAGGAGCGCCUACAUGUAUCGGGCACGUCUGCCAUCACCAGAGUCCAGAAGAGACGCCACAGUGAUAGGAGGACUACAUCCCUACCCCAGCGUCCACGAAGUGCUGGGUCGUAGGAGCCCUUUCCCCCUCAUCCUGCUCCCCCAGUUCGGAGGCUACUGGAUCGAGGGGACCAAUCACGAGCCCAGCUCCGGCCCCGCCCCCAAGCAGCCUCCAGGCCCCGCCCCCGAGCAGCCUCCAGGCCCCGCCUCCCAGGUCAAACUAGAGAGCAACAGCACAGCCAAGAUCUACCGCAAGCACUUCAUGGGCAAGGAACACUUUAACUACUAUUCCAUGGACACGGCCCUCGGUCAUCUGGUGUUCUCUCUGAAAUAUGAUGUCAUAGGAGACCAGGAGCAUCUCAGACUGGUGCUGAGAACCAAGUUAAAAACCUUCCAUGAUGUCAUCCCCAUUUCCUGUCUGACUGAGUUCCCCAACGUGGUCCAGAUGGCGAAGCUUGUGUGUGAAGAGGUGAACGUGGACAGGUUCUACCCAGUCCUGUAUCCCAAGGCAUCUAGGCUCAUCGUGACGUUUGAUGAACAUGUCAUCAGCAACAACUUCAAGUUCGGAGUCAUCUAUCAGAAGUUUGGACAGACAUCAGAGGAGGAGCUGUUUGGGAACAGCACCGAGAGUCCUGCUUUUGUGGAGUUCCUGGAGUUCCUCGGCCAGAAGAUUGAGCUCCAUGACUUUAAAGGGUUUCGCGGGGGUCUGGACGUUGCCCACGGCCAGACAGGAACAGAGUCUGUCUACACAAGCUUCCACAGCAAGGAGAUCAUGCUGCAUGUGUCCACCAAGCUUCCCUACACGGAGGGGGACUCCCAGCAGCUGCAGAGGAAGAGGCACAUAGGAAAUGACAUCGUGGCCAUCGUGUUCCAGGAGCAGAACACGCCCUUCGUACCCGACAUGAUAGCGUCUAACUUCCUGCAUGCCUACGUGGUGGUGCAAGUGGAGAAUGCGGGCUCAGAAAACGUCCUCUACAAGGUUUCCGUAACAGCCAGAGAUGAUGUGCCUUUCUUUGGCCCUGCUCUACCUGACCCUGCCAUUUUUAGAAAGGGUCCAGAGUUCCAUGAGUUUCUCUUCACUAAACUGAUUAAUGCAGAGUAUGCAUGCUGCAAGGCUGAGAAGUUCUCCAAGCUGGAGGAACGUACUCGGUCAGCCUUGCUGGAGACAUUGUAUGAGGAGCUGCACAUGAACAGCCAGGCCAUGCUGGGUCUGGGGGCGGCCAUGCUGGGUCUGGGGGCGGACGACGACAAGCUGGAGAACGGGGGCGGAGGAGGGGGGGGCUUCUUUGAGUCCUUCAAG
This is a messenger RNA of Osmerus eperlanus (European smelt), 1359 nucleotides long. Its product is annotated as rap1 GTPase-activating protein 1-like. NCBI's taxonomy places the organism in Eukaryota, Metazoa, Chordata, Actinopteri, Osmeriformes, Osmeridae. Gene Ontology annotation, molecular function: GTPase activator activity. The annotation marks the transcript as partial. Gene Ontology annotation, cellular component: cytoplasm. The record is from RefSeq and is a predicted model, not a curated record. The transcript is spliced from 13 exons. Gene Ontology annotation, biological process: regulation of small GTPase mediated signal transduction; activation of GTPase activity.